Messenger RNA from Peromyscus californicus insignis, 686 nucleotides. It is a transcript of the gene Scand1, whose product is annotated as SCAN domain containing 1. NCBI's taxonomy places the organism in Eukaryota, Metazoa, Chordata, Mammalia, Rodentia, Cricetidae. The transcript has 2 exons. The record is from RefSeq and is a predicted model, not a curated record. The coding region runs from base 171 to 617 and encodes 148 amino acids.
GGUCAAACUUCACGAAACUGCUAGUGGGCGCGGCUUCCGGGUUCAGGCGCUUCAGGCUGCUCUUGAGGCUCGCGUAGUCGUCCAUUUCCGGCCGCCGCGGAGCUUCGCGGGUGGAGACGCAGAACCAGCUCGUAGCUGCGGGACAAAGGGUGACGCCGAGAGCCGUAGUCAUGGCGGCGCCGGAGCCCAGCCUGGCCGCCCCGAGCCCCGCGGCGCCGCCGCCGCCGCCGCCGCCGCCCGAGCAGCAGGAAGGAGUCGGCGACUGGGCGGACCCCGGGCCCGACUCCGUGAGCUCCGCGGCCCCGGAGCUCCCCGGCUCGGCCGCAGCUUUGGACGCGGCGCUGCAGGCUGAAGCCGCCCCGCGGCCUGGCGUCUCUCGGCCCGGCCCCGAGACGUUUCGCCAGCGUUUCCGGCAGUUCCGCUACCAGGACGCGGCGGGUCCUCGGGAAGCCUUCCGGCAGCUGCGGGAGCUGUCCCGCCAGUGGCUGCGGCCCGACAUCCGCACCAAGGAGCAGAUCGUGGAGAUGCUGGUGCAGGAGCAGCUGCAGGCCAUCCUGCCCGAGGCGGCCCGGGCCCGGCGGCUGCGGCGCCGCGCGGACGUGCGCAUCACUGGCUGAGCGGCGGAACUGGGGGGCUCCUUGGACUGAUACCCUACCCCGAGUUAAUGAAAAGUUGAAUUUUGACAA